AUGUUGAGCAAGGCUCUCCUGGCGUCCCUGGCGCUCCUGGCUUCUGGGAGUCUCCCGGAUGGUCCCAUCAUAGCAGCCUGGCAGGAUUGGUCCGCCUGCAAUGAGACGGAGACGCUUCGCGCUGUGAAGGAGGGUGUCAACGUAAUCUUUUGGUUUGCGAUUUCUUUGGUCAAAGACCAAAGCACCCAACAGCCGACGAUCACCGGUGGUCCAGACGUUGAGUGCGUGGCAAAAGUUCGGGGCGCUAUUGAACAGUUGGGGCUGCCGACCUCGCACCUCAUUACUAUUGGUGGUUGGGACGCCCCGCACCCAGAUACUUCCUUUAUUGGAGAACAGUGGUUUGAUGUGUGGAACGAAUGGAACAACCGGCUGCCGGUGCCUUUCGAUGGCUUCGACUGGGAUCUGGAGGGAAACGACGAUGUGUCAUCCCGCGACAAUGAAUUUACUCCUCAAUGCCUACAGCUGGUGAUUGACAUGUCCGUUGCCGCCAAAACGGCUGGCUUGCUGGCAACGCUGGCCCCACCACAGUCCUAUUUCGACGUCACCACGCAGGAGUUCAACCGAUUCCUAAAUAAUUCGGACCCGCAGUGGCAUCCUGAAUUUCAUUACAUGGGCAGAAAUAGCUAUGCGUAUCUGUUGGCGGCUGCUCCAGCUGGGACCUUCGACCUGGUAGAGGUGCAACUUUACGAGACCUUCUCACCAGCUCUUCGGAGUUUGGAUAUGGGCAUGCCUGGCGACGAGUACCUGCGUCUUUGGAGCAAAGCCCUCCUGGCUGGGUGGAAGAUCAACGUUACCGACCCGAUGCUUCCUUUGAAAGGGUUGGUGCCUGUUCACUUGGAGCCCAGCCGUUUCAUUGCGGCUUUGAGCUUUGCACCGGGAAGCUCAGCAGGGAGGUCUGCCUUCUUCUGGCCCGACCAGGUGCAGAGAGCCUAUCAAGAGGCUGAUCCUUCGAAGCGACCUCGCGGCUACGCGUUUUGGAACAUUGCUAUGGAUGGCAGCAAGGUCAACGACACCAGCCAAAAGGUACACUUUGCCCGCAGCCUGAACUCCUUCCUGCACGUGAGGCCCACUGAGGCCGAAGACCCCUUCGUCGUCUGA
Molecule: messenger RNA, 1098 nt
Organism: Symbiodinium necroappetens
Lineage: Eukaryota; Dinophyceae; Suessiales; Symbiodiniaceae
Source: the annotation of a GenBank genome assembly